Messenger RNA from Dunckerocampus dactyliophorus (ringed pipefish), 1532 nucleotides. It is a transcript of the gene acta1a, whose product is annotated as actin alpha 1, skeletal muscle a. Bases 247 to 1380 code for a protein of 377 amino acids. The transcript has 7 exons. Lineage: Eukaryota; Metazoa; Chordata; Actinopteri; Syngnathiformes; Syngnathidae. The record is from RefSeq and is a predicted model, not a curated record.
GGUGGUCUCUCGGGGUCUUCUUGUCCAUGUUUGGGCCGUCCUCUGCAUCCAUGCGUGCGGCGACCAAAUAUGGAGGCAGCAGCGGCAGAAUUCCAAAGGAAUCCUCGGACAUUCCGGGCGUCCGUCGGCGGGGAAGAGAAACACCAAGGCUGCCUAUAAGAGAGCCGAGCCGGGGGCCGACUGUCACUCAUUCGGCGACCACCAAGACUUCACUUUACUCACGCCGGGACACAACCUGAGGCCGCCAUGUGUGACGACGACGAGACCACUGCCCUUGUGUGCGACAACGGCUCUGGCCUUGUCAAGGCGGGCUUUGCUGGAGACGACGCCCCCCGCGCUGUGUUCCCCUCCAUCGUGGGGCGCCCCCGUCACCAGGGUGUGAUGGUGGGCAUGGGCCAGAAGGACUCCUAUGUAGGCGACGAGGCCCAGAGCAAGAGAGGAAUUCUGACCCUGAAGUACCCCAUCGAGCAUGGCAUCAUCACAAACUGGGACGACAUGGAGAAGAUCUGGCACCACACUUUCUACAACGAGCUGCGCGUGGCCCCCGAGGAGCACCCCACGCUGCUGACCGAGGCGCCGCUAAACCCCAAAGCCAACCGCGAGAAGAUGACCCAGAUCAUGUUUGAGACCUUCAAUGUGCCUGCCAUGUACGUGGCCAUUCAGGCCGUGCUGUCCCUCUACGCCUCAGGUCGUACCACUGGCAUCGUCCUGGACUCUGGUGACGGCGUGACCCACAACGUGCCCAUCUAUGAAGGCUACGCUCUGCCUCACGCCAUCAUGCGUCUGGACCUGGCUGGUCGCGACCUGACCGACUACCUCAUGAAGAUCCUGACUGAGCGCGGCUACUCUUUUGUCACCACAGCUGAGAGGGAGAUCGUGCGCGACAUCAAGGAGAAACUUUGCUACGUCGCUCUGGAUUUUGAGAACGAGAUGGCCACCGCUGCCUCCUCCUCCUCGCUGGAGAAGAGCUACGAGCUGCCUGACGGUCAGGUCAUCACCAUCGGCAACGAGCGCUUCCGCUGCCCCGAGACCCUCUUCCAGCCCUCCUUCAUCGGCAUGGAGUCUGCUGGCAUCCACGAAACGGCCUAUAACAGCAUCAUGAAGUGUGACAUCGACAUCCGUAAGGACCUGUACGCCAACAACGUGCUGUCUGGAGGUACCACCAUGUACCCGGGUAUCGCCGACCGCAUGCAGAAGGAGAUCACGGCGCUGGCUCCCAGCACCAUGAAGAUCAAGAUCAUCGCCCCCCCAGAGAGGAAGUACUCCGUCUGGAUCGGUGGUUCCAUCCUGGCCUCGCUGUCCACCUUUCAGCAGAUGUGGAUCAGCAAACAGGAGUACGACGAGGCCGGACCCUCCAUUGUCCAUCGCAAGUGCUUCUAAGUGCCUCCUCUUCCUCGCUACAGUCCACGUGUACAUAUGUUAUUUAUUUAUUUUUAUGAAUGUGAUGGUGUGAAUGUGAAACAGAGGAAUGAACACACAAAAAGACCAAAAACAUGAGACAUGUCAAAGCAAAUAAAAUGCUUUUAUUUUCA